AGGCUUGAACUGAGCUUGUAUUUCAUCCUCAACUUAUUCUAUCAUAUGUAGGCCCACGAUGUGUGGUAUAGGUGCUUAUAUCUGUGUGAAGAGGUAUCAGCCAGACAACAAACAAGAGAGUGUAGCAGGCUUGAACGCAACGAGUACUGCUCCACCAAACGGUCGUCAAUUCAUUAUUCACUUUCAGCGGCCGUCGACAUCAACGUAUACUGGUGCCAUUUCGAAUACCUUCUUGGCUGAAUAUAUGUGUCAGUGAGAAGAAUGAUUUGUAUACAGCUGGGUCUCGGGAUCUGGGUCUUCUUCGACGACCUUAUGCGCCCCGAGACCAUCUGACCUGCACUGUCUUGUCGUGUGAACGUUAUUCACGACAUUCACCAUGGUCUCCUACGAAGCGGCGCUGUAUGCAGAGGUCUUCUCCCAAGGUGCGCCCCUAGCGGCAUGGUGGAACGUGCCAUGAUGCUGGCGGGUUGUCUCAAAUAACCAUUCUAUUUCCUCUGCAAGACCGAUAUAAUGGUUCCAGAAUUUUGAAGAUGCUCUCUUGCUCGGUUGCUGACCUCUUGCAAUGGAGAUGCCGUACGGUCGUCGACCCUGAACGUAUGGGACUGACGAUCAUGGGACGAUGAGCAUAAGUGAAAAGUUUCGUAUAAAAUGACUGAGCUACUCAGCAAUACAGUUCAGCUGAAUACACUGAAUACACUGCAAUAAGCUCUGCAAUGAAAUCUAUUUUCGCUCUACUCACUUUGCUUAUCUCUCUGCAAAGUUCCUUAGCGGGCAUCCCGGAUAAAAUCUAUGGCGUAAAUCUGGGUUCAUGGCUAGUUCUCGAAGCAUGGAUGUUACCGCAAGGAUGGCUCGAUAUGGGUGGACAGCAGUGUAACGAUUGUUCUCAAUGCAUCGCUACAGAAUUUGCUUUUGCUCAAGCUUAUCCAAAGACCGUAGAUGAGAUAUUUGACAAACAUUGGUCGACGUGGUUCACACAAGAUGAUGUGAAUCAACUCAAGUCACUUGGUAUCAACACAGUCCGUAUUCCACUUGGGUACUGGAUUGUAGAGGCCCUCGUGGAUCGUAAGACCGAAUUCUUUCCUAGAGGCGGUAUUCGACAGUUGAUACGAGGCUUGAAACAACUUCGUGACGCGGGCAUAGCUGCUAUCUUGGAUCACCAUGCACUUCCUGGCGUUCAAACACCCGGACAGAUGUUCACGGGAAGGUGUACAUCCGAUGUCGAAUUCUAUACCGAGGCGAACUAUCAUCGUGCGCUAGUCUGGACGGCAGGAAUGACAGCAUUGACACACCUCGAUCCUGACUUCAGUUCAGUCUUCGCAAUUGAGGCUGUCAACGAGCCUAUCAUGGAUGCCAGCCAAACACCUAACUAUGGCGACUUUCAGAAAAAUUUCGUCAAGGUAGUUCGAGCAGUGGAACUGACUCUUGGGAUACCCGUCCCCGGUGUUCAGUUGGAUAUGAAAGUACAAACGAAGAACUUCACAUCGGCUCUCACAUCCGUAGCCAGUACUAGUACCAGUGAUAUAUUCAACGCUGAGGUAAAGUCUGCGCUUCUGGCGUCGGUUCCAAUUCUUGUGGAGCUCGGAUUCGAGCUCUCGAUUGGUUCCAUAUUCAGCUUCAACCUCGCUACGGCUAAUAGCCAACGAGAGCCAUUGGUCACGAACUUCAUGGAUAUCAACUGGCAGCAUAACAAUCCCGCGAAUCCUGCCAAUGCUGCUAUCGGUCCCCAAGGUUAUGACAACCAUCUAUAUUACAGUUUUGGGGGAGUUGCCGACCCCAAUCCGGAGGCGUACUUGACUAGUAUCUGCAAUCUCAACCGCGUUCAAAACGAUGCCGCCCUGGGUAACAGCCCACUUUGGUUCGGUGAAUGGGGACUUCCCACUCAAUUCUCCGCAACCGAUGAUUUCUUGAACAAGUGGGCCGAUGCCCAGAAACUCGCUUAUAGUCAAGGUAGAGGGUGGAUAUUCUGGAACUUCAAGACUGAGAUUUCUGAUCUCGCUGGAGACCUUUCUCGACAGUGGUCCUACUUCGAUGGAGUCAAGAGAGGGUACUUGACGAAAGAUCCUUCUCAGGUCCAUGAUCCUCACGUUUGCGAUUCCUAUCGAGCGAACGCAACGGCCACUUAGGAAUCGUUCCAUUUCUGUAUCGGAUUCGAGAAUACUUAGAAAUUAUCGUUAGAAGUACCAGUGUCCUUGUUAGUCUCUCGCGCAUGCUAACAUUCAGAUAUGAAUGAGAUUAAAUG
This is a messenger RNA of Somion occarium, 2239 nucleotides long. The record is from the annotation of a GenBank genome assembly. NCBI's taxonomy places the organism in Eukaryota, Fungi, Basidiomycota, Agaricomycetes, Polyporales, Cerrenaceae.